Molecule: messenger RNA, 1335 nt
Organism: Gossypium raimondii (Peruvian cotton)
Lineage: Eukaryota; Viridiplantae; Streptophyta; Magnoliopsida; Malvales; Malvaceae
Exons: 4
Coding region: 180-1067 (295 amino acids)
Source: RefSeq, a predicted model, not a curated record
ACACGCAAUUCAAAACCCCCCUCUCCAAGAAUAAAAGUGCAGAAAGGCUACCCUCCCCAAAUACCGACAAAUAGCAACUAAUAUACUACGAAUCUUCUUGUUCAAAUUACAUGCUAUAUAAAAUGAACAGAACCCACCACCACCAUUCCCACACAUAAUACCUUCAUCAAAAGCUAACAAUGGCUACCGCCACCAAUAGAUUGUUCCGUACAUCAAACAAGCCAUUCGGUCAUGUUUUCUCUUCUUCUUCAUGGCCUUCAUCGCCGGUGAAAACCAUGAGGUACACAACAAGCAAGGGAAGAGUUGAUAAUAAGAAAAUUUGUGGGAAUAAUGAGAGGAAACCGCCGGCGGUUUUCAAGUCUUCGGCGGGCACUACGACGGUGGAAACGGCAGCCGACAUAAAGAGAGCUGAUUGGGGGAGAGAGUUGACUUCUUUCAUGGUGAAGGCUGUGAAUGGCAUGCGUGAGAUGGUUAUAAAGCCGGUGUUGAAACUAAGACCUUGGAGAUUUCAUGUUCAAAUGGUCAUUGAAAAUGGUAUCCUUAAUUGUAGAUUCUUCACCAUGUUUGCUGUUGUGGGAUCUUUGCUUGGAUCUAUAUUGUGUUUCAUGGAGGGAAGCUUUCUCAUUGUGGAGUCAUAUUUACAGUAUUUCCAUAGCUUAUUAUCAAAAAAGUUGGAUCAAGAACAUAUCAUCCACCUUCUAAUCGAAGCCAUCGAUAUGUUCUUGGUUGGAACCGCCAUGCUUAUUUUUGGGAUGGGGCUUUACAUCAUGUUUGUGGGUUCCAAGACUUCGAAAGGAGGUGCUCCACUUCCAAGAUCUAAUUUGUUUGGUCUCUUCCAUUGGAAGACACUCCCAGCUUGGGUUGAAAUGAAAUCAAUUUCACAAGCAAAGUCAAAAAUUGGGCAUGCCAUCUUGAUGAUACUUCAAGUUGGAGUUUUGGAGAAAUUCAAGGGCAUACCAAUUGUUACAAGCUUGGACCUUGCCUGCUUUGCUGCUUCAGUAUUUGUUUCCUCAGCUUGUAUAUUCCUUCUGUCCAAGCUUUCAGUCGGCACCAGCAUGGGAGAUUAGAUUGGCACCCCACGUAUACUAUAUAUACUGAUCAUACAUUCACAGAAGAAAAAAAAAUAUACCUUUUAUUCUUUUGAUCAUAAUUCAUUUAUAAGUAAUAUAUAUAUAUAUAUAGAGAGAGAGAGAGAGAGAGAGAUGGUUAGCCAACACCAACUUGUGGUUGAUUUUUACCCCCUUCUAUUAAAAUCAUGGGUAGGGGGCAAUAUGUGAUUCAUUGUAAAGGAAUCUCUAUUUAAUAAUCAAUUUUAUGGAUUAUAUAUUUCUUUGA